Molecule: messenger RNA, 543 nt
Organism: Chanos chanos (milkfish)
Lineage: Eukaryota; Metazoa; Chordata; Actinopteri; Gonorynchiformes; Chanidae
Gene: faimb
Product: Fas apoptotic inhibitory molecule b
Exons: 4
Coding region: 1-543 (180 amino acids)
Biological process (GO): negative regulation of extrinsic apoptotic signaling pathway via death domain receptors
Source: RefSeq, a predicted model, not a curated record
AUGUCGGGAGAUGUGGUUGGUGUGUGGGAAGUUGCUCUGAGUGACGGCGUUCACCGGAUAGAGUUCGAACAUGGAACAACUACAGGAAAACGAGUUGUUUACAUCAAUGGAAAGGAAGUGCUGAGGAGAGAUUGGAUGUUUAAACUCGUUGGUAAAGAAACAUUUCCUGUCGGGAGCACGGGAGCCAAAGCGACCAUAAACAUUGAGGCAGUCACUGGCUUUGCCUAUGAGUACACACUGGAGAUCAAUGGAAAAAGCCUCCAGGCAUUCAUGGACAAUCGGUCCAAGAUCUCUAGAAGUUGGGUGCUCAAGCUUGACGGAGCAGACUGCAGGAUAGUGCUUGAGAAAGACACCAUGGACGUGUGGUGCAAUGGACAAAGGUUGGAAACUAUGGGAGAAUUUGCAGACAAUGGCACGGAGACACACUUUGGUGUGGGGAAUCACGAGUGUUGCAUCAAGGCUAUAAGCAGCGGGAGGAAAAGGAAAGGCAUCGUUCACACUUUAUUCGUGGAUGGCAUGAUUGUGCCGGAAGCCUCGGAAUGA